Molecule: messenger RNA, 1269 nt
Organism: Penicillium taxi
Lineage: Eukaryota; Fungi; Ascomycota; Eurotiomycetes; Eurotiales; Aspergillaceae
Gene: rpt3
Product: proteasome regulatory particle base subunit RPT3
Exons: 6
Coding region: 1-1269 (422 amino acids)
Biological process (GO): proteasome-mediated ubiquitin-dependent protein catabolic process
Cellular component (GO): proteasome regulatory particle, base subcomplex
Molecular function (GO): proteasome-activating activity; ATP binding; ATP hydrolysis activity
Source: RefSeq, a predicted model, not a curated record
AUGGCAGACGUCGCCGUGGAGAGCCCGGCCAACAUCGUCACGCCUCUUUCCAAGCACAACGCUCUGGACGCCAUCACCAAUCUUGACUCUGUGGAAGGAACUGGUGCUGAUGACAAUGAUGAAUAUGCUACCCUCAAGCGGUUACAGAGACACCUAGAAUAUAUCCAGCUGCAGGAAGAAUACAUCAAGGAUGAGCAAAGGAGCUUGAAGAGAGAGCUGGUUCGGGCACAAGAGGAGAUCAAGCGGAUACAGAGUGUGCCACUCGUUAUUGGGCAGUUCAUGGAGGCCAUCGAUCAGAAUACUGGUAUCGUACAAAGCUCGACCGGAUCGAAUUACGUUGUCCGUGUCUUGUCGACACUCGAUCGCGAGAAGCUGAAGCCAUCAUCCUCCGUUGCCCUUCACAGACACUCUAAUGCCCUGGUCGACAUUCUUCCCCCAGAGGCUGACUCCUCCAUUGCCAUGCUGGCCGACAAUGAGAAGCCAGAUGUGACCUAUGCUGAUGUCGGUGGAUUGGACAUGCAGAAGCAGGAGAUUCGGGAAGCGGUUGAGCUGCCAUUGACGCAUUUUGACCUCUACAGACAGAUCGGUAUUGACCCUCCCCGUGGCGUCUUGCUCUACGGUCCCCCUGGAACCGGUAAGACCAUGUUGGUCAAGGCCGUGGCCAACAGCACAACCGCCAGCUUCAUCCGCGUGAACGGCUCAGAGUUUGUGCAAAAGUACUUGGGUGAAGGUCCUCGCAUGGUUCGUGACGUGUUCCGGAUGGCACGCGAGAACUCUCCUGCGAUCAUUUUCAUUGACGAGAUUGACGCAAUCGCCACCAAGCGUUUCGACGCCCAGACCGGUGCUGACCGCGAAGUCCAGCGUAUUCUGCUGGAGCUGCUGAAUCAGAUGGAUGGUUUCGAGCAGACUAGCAACGUCAAGGUCAUCAUGGCCACUAACCGUGCAGACACUUUGGAUCCAGCUCUGCUGCGUCCUGGUCGUCUGGAUCGUAAGAUUGAGUUCCCUAAUCUGAAGGAUCGACGCGAGCGCCGUCUGAUCUUCAGUACUAUUGCAUCGAAGAUGUCGCUGUCCCCUGAAGUGGACCUUGAUUCUUUGAUUGUGCGCAACGACCCGUUGUCGGGUGCGGUAAUUGCUGCGAUCAUGCAAGAGGCGGGUCUGCGAGCCGUCCGUAAGAACCGAUAUAACAUCAUCCAGUCCGACCUCGAGGAUGCCUAUGCUGCUCAGGUGAAGAGUGGCCACGAGGAUGACAGACUCGACUUCUACAGGUAA